AUGGAGAUAGCAAUGGCAGACGACCGAACUCCUCUACUGCGAGACGCCGCAAUACAGCCACAACAGCAGCUAGCGCGCCCCAAACAACGCUGGUCCCUCCUCACACGUCUUUCCUUCAUUUGCAGAAUCUGGGUGAUAAAAGUCGCCGUGCGCAUCGCCGUAUCGCUUGCGCGCAGACUCCGCAUCUCCCAAUUUCGCCCCCAAUCGACCUACAGAAAACACUACCCGGUCGGUCAGCGGAUGUGGAACGAUGUCUGGAUCCCUAGCUCCCACGAAGCGGGGCAGACCCACCCGCUCUACAUCGACAUCCACGGCGGGGGAUUCGCCACGGGGGAUCCGAGCCACGAUGGCGAGUUCUGCCGGUAUCUCGCUGACGAGCAUGGCAUCUGCGUGGUUAGCGUGAAUUACCCCAAGGCACCCCGGUAUCAGUUCCCGUGUCAGACGGAUGAUUUGGUCCAGACUGUUCGGUGUGUCUUGGCGGAUGAGAGUUUGCCGGUUGAUAGGGACAGGGUUGCGAUGGGGGGAUUCUCUGCGGGAGGAAACCUAUCCUUGUCUGUGGCGCUGAGGGAUGAGAUGCAGGGGUCGAGCAUCAAGGGGGUGCUGGCGUGGUACCCGGUAACUGAUUUUUCGGGUCGGUAUAAGGGUGCGUAUAGGGCGGAUCAGUAUGGGAUGCGCGAUGUGCUAGAGGGCGUGUCUGAUACGUUUUACUAUUCCUAUGUGCCUGAUGGCCAGAACCUGAGGGAUCCAUUUUUGAGUCCUGUGUAUGCGGAUCGGGGGAGGCUUCCACCGAAGAUAUUCUUCAUCGGGGCGGAGCAUGACAAUCUCUGUCGGGAGGCGGAGUGCGCGGCUAGGGUUUAUGCAGAGGGGAAAGAGACACGGCAACCCAUCGGCGAGGUCAAUGACUGGACGGUCAAUGGGAUCCGCUGGAAGAGAGUUACCGGGGCGCAACACGGCUUCAACUUUGUGCGCCGGUGGGUUCGGGAGAGGGAAGAGUUUCGCCAUGUUCUCACCCAGCAGGCGUAUGCUGAUGCUGCGAGAUGGCUGAAGACGGAGAUAUACGAUUCCAAGGACUGAGAUUGAUCGGGAGUUCCACGUUCAGUUCAGGCCAUGGAUUACUGAGAAUCGAGUCAAGCCUCUGUUUCAAAUUUCAUUGGCCGGCCGAUAAUUCUAGCCCAGGGUUCAGCUUGAAGCC
Molecule: messenger RNA, 1192 nt
Organism: Aspergillus campestris IBT 28561
Lineage: Eukaryota; Fungi; Ascomycota; Eurotiomycetes; Eurotiales; Aspergillaceae
Product: alpha/beta hydrolase
Exons: 2
Coding region: 1-1074 (357 amino acids)
Molecular function (GO): hydrolase activity
Source: RefSeq, a predicted model, not a curated record